Molecule: messenger RNA, 222 nt
Organism: Blepharisma stoltei
Lineage: Eukaryota; Ciliophora; Heterotrichea; Heterotrichida; Blepharismidae
Source: the annotation of a GenBank genome assembly
AUGAAUAGGUGAAUUUUCCCCAGAGAUUUUCUUUCAGUUUUUGAUCUGGAUAAAUGUUGUUGUGACAGAUUCGAAUUAUUCUCAUUUUGCAAAUCCAAUGUGUGAGGCUUUUUGGGUUUUUUAAAAACCUGAACGGGAACAGGAUAUUUGCUAGAAUUGUGGUUUUCUGGCCUAUAUAAAGUGCUUUGUGAAAAUAUUCUUUUUCCAGUCACAGAAGAGUAG